AUGGCAGAAGUUGCCUCUUCUGGAGGAGAUAUGGAAAAGGCCACAUUCCCCUGCUCUCACUGCCUCCUGCCCACGUCUUCCAAGUCCCUAGUGUUCUCAUUUUUUCACUCAGCUUUCUUGUACUUGGUGAUCAAAUGGGAAGAAAACCCCAAGAACCUGGCCAUGGAGCAGUUCAGAGAGACCCUCUACUGUGACAAGGAGAGAUUUAGCAGUAUCUAUCAAAUGACAAAAACUCUGGGACGAGGAACCUUUGGCACAGUGAAACUGGCCUUUCACACGCCCACUGUCAGCUACGUGGCUGUGAAGAUUCUAGAAAAUGUGAAGGGGGACUCUGCCCGCAACAAUAAUGAGGUUGAUAUAAUGAGAUCCCUCAUUCAUCCGCAUAUAAUCAGGUUCCUUCAGGAGGUGCAGACACGGGAGAUGACAUAUGUCAUCAUGGAUUAUGCCUCGAAAGGGAACCUGCUGCAUCAAAUUCGAAAACAGGGAGGCUUACAGGAGUGCGAGGUGCGAAGGCUCUUUACCCAGGUAGUACAGGCAGUGAAGUACUGCCACGACAACUGUAUCGUCCACAGGGACAUCAAAGCCAACAACAUCUUAAUCGAUGCCUCUGGGAAUGCAAAACUUUGUGAUUUUGGCCUGGCUGUCAGAGUUGUCCCCGGGAAAAAACUAAAGACUUUCUGCGGCACUCUGCCGUACUGUGCCCCGGAACUUUUGAAGGUGAAGCCAUAUGAUGGCUAUGCCAGCGAUGUUUGGAACUUAGGCGUGCUCCUCUACUACAUGGUGGCCAGGCAGCUUCCGUUCCAAGCGAGCUCUUAUAAGGGAUUGAAGCAGCAAAUUUUAGCUGCAAACUUCAGCGUUCCUCAUCAUGUCCCUCUCGAUAUUGUUAAUGUAAUCAUGGAAAUCUUCAUGAUCAGCCCUAAAAAGAGGCCCACCAUCAGUCAAAUCCUGAGGUGCCCUAUGAUAAGGGACAGCCAGGCACGGGCAUCCAUCCAGAGUCUCCCAGGCACCCGGAGCCCUAGCAUUGCCAGCACCAUGGCGGGCAUUGAGUACCAACAAGAAGACCAAAAAUUUAAUCAGGCAAUGGCCACACACCUGAGUCUGCAACACCAGGCACCCGGGGGAGACAGCUGCCAUCACCAGGUGAAACCCACAAAACCCAUGGAGCCAGGCCUUGUCCUCAACCAGGCCGAUCUUCACCUCUUUUCUGGGAUUCUCAGGAAAGCUGCUGAGCCUACUUCCCCAACCUUCAUCGUGCCAUCUGAGCCCCAGGAGAAAGAAGAUGGGAAUUCCAGGCAGGGUGGCAGAAGGCAUAGCAUGCCUGCCACCCUGUGCUGCCAGCCAAGGAGGAUCCACCUUGCCCACCUAUCCCACCUGCGCUGUCCUGUGGCUGAUUCCCUCAUGAGCAGCAGCCUGGACAGCAGCAAGAGUUUCUCGCCAUCGAAGAUAGGGUUGUGUGGCAGCCUGACGGCGAGUGCCCAGCCAUCCUGCUCUCUGUACCACCUUCUUGGGGCAGACCACAAUGAGGCAGCAAAUGACGCAGAGAAACUCUGUGUAACCCCCAAAGGCUCCUCCCUUGGGAACACACUGAUAGUAGAAGUGACCAACAGCCAUGGCCAGCUCCAGGAUACCGGGCCAACUUCCUCCCGAAACCAGAGGCGUCACCGCUGGAAUAGGCUGAAGAAAACCAUUGCAAACGUUUUUCGACACCUGUGUUGCUGUCUGCCUCCUGCAGAGAGUAACCAUGCCUCCCGUGAGAACCAGGCUCCACAGUCAGGGGAUCCUAGAGGCACCCACAGAACCAGGUGA
Molecule: messenger RNA, 1806 nt
Organism: Microtus oregoni (creeping vole)
Lineage: Eukaryota; Metazoa; Chordata; Mammalia; Rodentia; Cricetidae
Product: sperm motility kinase 2B-like
Exons: 2
Coding region: 1-1806 (601 amino acids)
Biological process (GO): protein phosphorylation; intracellular signal transduction; microtubule cytoskeleton organization
Cellular component (GO): cytoplasm
Molecular function (GO): tau-protein kinase activity; protein serine/threonine kinase activity; ATP binding
Source: RefSeq, a predicted model, not a curated record